AUGUGGACCUUGACUACAGCAAUAUUUCCAUCCAGAAUGAAUUCUGAUCAUCGAGAAGACGAAAUGGAUUUCGACAAGAGUGAUAAAUCCAAGCCUAACGGUAAAUAUAGUUAAACGAACUUUAUACUACAUAGAUAUUAAACCAGGAAGUUUUUUACAGGCCUUUUACUGACUCACCUAACUUCUGCUAAACCGAAGUGAGUUACUCUAUCUUUCUUUUUCGAAUUUGUCCAGGUCGUCUCUUGGAUAUUCCCUGCAAAGUCUGCGGAGACAGAUCCUCCGGUAAGCAUUAUGGAAUCUAUGCCUGUGAUGGCUGUAGUGGCUUUUUCAAAAGAAGUAUACGUAGGAACCGUUCAUACACUUGCAGAGCUACGAACGGUAAAGGAAACUGCCCCGUGGAUAAAAUCCAUAGAAACCAGUGCCGCUCCUGCCGACUGAAAAAAUGCUUCGAAGUGACCAUGAACAAGGAUGGUAAGAGGAUAGAAUUAACGUAGUACUUUUCUUUAAUUGCUUUAAGGCUGUGACGCGUGUAGCGAGAGGAACUCUACUCGCGCGUUAAGCCCUUUCACCGCGCAAAAAAAAUUGCUAUUGAGUAUUCCAGACGUUUUGUAGAUAUUUCGCUUACUAUUAACGGUCGUAUUUAUUGAUAGCGCAAACGUGAUUAUGACAUAGAAUUUUUAAAAUCAACAAAGUUUUUAAUGUGAAUAUUUACAUUUCUCCUAUUAACACCCUAUAAAACAACCACUGGGUUUUCCGACCGUUUAAAUGAUAAUCGGAUUCUUCGAAGAAAGCGUUAAAACUUAAAGCUUAAAGAAAGGACAUCUUAACGAUCUCACUAUUUUUCAAAGUCCCACCAACCUUACAUUACUAAGGUGUUCAACGAUUAGAUAAUAUACCUUACUCAAUGCGUCGAACUAAAUUUGAUGUUCUCAGACUGGAUUUUAUACAGCAGUCGUAGUUUGAAUGGUUAAAAAUUAACGGGCUUUCCACGAUAAUUCCCAGCGAGGAAUAGCAAGAAACUUUUUCGCAUGUAAUCGUUUUGUCUCCAUUUUCCCUUCCCUAUAAAAUCAAUUUCGCCAAAGCAUUAUUUUUCGUAAUGGAAGCGCGCGCCUUUGUCUCCGAGCGAACCGUGAAACUAACCAUUAUAAUGAAAUUACAUUAAAAGACUUUUCCGAUAUUAAACAUAAAGAAAAAGUGAUUGAUUUUCGAACCAAACUUUUAACUCUUUCGUGCAGUUGCCUGUGUAUAGAGAAAAAGUCAUUUAAAAGUCAUUUUCUUGUCGGGUCUCUUUAACGUUUUAUUUUUAACUACCGAAAAGCUUUUGGUGUUAAGAUUCUCUGGAAUCAUUAUUUAACAAUCGUGUUCAAAGUGAGUGUGAUAAGCUUCGUUCAAAACGCAGGAAAGGUCUUCCAAGCUAGACGUAAAAAUUUAAAAUUAAGUGAACUGACAGAUGAAUUAAAUUUGCGAGAAAAUGACUCGAAUUUCAAUAGUCCUCCAGGUUGAUUUGUUUGGCCAUGCGAACCCUUUUCAUGGUAGCCUCACUAAAUUGGAAGGGAAAUUAACAGAACUACAGACAAAUACCUGAAAAUUAAUACGAAUUUAUCAUCACAAACCAUUAAAAGAGCUUUCUAGUGUGUUGUUCAGAGAUUUGUUCUAAUCCUAGGCCACGUCCCGGUUUUGUAUGGAAUAUUAUUAUUUUUAAUUCUACAUUAUUUUUAUCCCUCAUCUGUCCCCUGUUAACAGUGAAUAAUGAAUUUAAUAUUUCUUUCUCUCUAUGAAAAGGUUUCACAGAAUUUCCUGCUUGCAGGAAAAAAAGAAUUAAUCGGCUUCAAUAUGUUCAUUAGCUGGCAAAAUCUAAAAAGGACAUGUAAUUAAGGGUAAAAAGGCCCAGGAAAUUACUCGCUUUUCAGCUUCUGAACUUUUUUUCUUAGGAACAAAAAAGGUGUGACCAUAAAAUGAGGCUUCGGGCGUAUUUAAUAAAUUUGCUUUUAAGCACAAAAUUCAUCUGGCUUAAAACGUCUCCACUUAUGGCUAUAGAAUUGAUUCAUUAAUCCUCAGGCAAGUAAAUUCGAGGCAUUUUGAAGCAUCUGAAUUUUGAAACCAGAAUGAUGAAAGGUUUUCUUUGAAGUCAUGCUAAUUCAGUUUAAAGCGUUUAAGACGUUGGACUGGAAGAGCAAAGUUUUGCUCUUCCGCUGACGGUUUCGUUGCAUUUAGCUUUGUUUAGUGGUUGUUUCUAAUAGAACAGAUGGAUUCUACUUAAAGAAAAUCUUGUACAGCAAAUUAACAACGCAGCGCUAGAGAAUUUUAUCCGUACAGUAUAUAGUAACCCUGCGGGCUCGCGUCACUAUUCAGAAGUGAGAACUGAAAAACGAUCGCCAAAUAUUUUUCAGCAUUUACUACAGUAUGUUUGCCUCUUUAAAAUAAAUAAGAUUGGAUGGAGGGACUGGUUAUUUUCAAGAUUUCAGUUGAAAUCGGUUUUAAUCAUUUCAGAGAAGUUAAAACAAACUGAUCAGCAACUUGACCAAGUUUCAUCAAAAUCGAUUCUUUUUAAUAUCAUUUGAAACAUUUGUUCGUGCUACUUUCCUAGUUUACUUUAUCCACGCACAAACAACAACAACAAUAACAGCAACAUCAACAAAAAAACAUUAACAAUAAUAAAAUAAAUAUGGACACUCCCCAUGGCUUCUAAAAAAAGCUGAGAUAGCAAAUAUCUAUUUCAUACAUUUGGCAAUAUGGCUAUUUGUCAAGCAUUACCAAAAAAUUGCUGUAUUUUUCAAAAAUAUUGUGUUAUGGGGAAAUAAGUACAAGUAGCGAAACUGGCAAAAUUUUUUCUUUACUCAGGAAUCAAAUACUGUAAAAUACUAAAAUGCUAAAAUGCUAAAUUUUUCUUUUUGAGGCAUUUUUAAGGUGGGAAAACGCGACAAAGAGAUUGGUUGAAGUGAAUUUUCUUCUCUCCAAUUCUAAAAGAUUAGUGCACAAUCACUAAACGACUCUAUCAGAAUUCAAUUUUAAUAGGUGUAUUUUUGUUUUAUUUUAUUGUUUUCCCCGAACGAUGCCCCACGGUGAGUAUCUCAAGAAUUCCUUUCCAACACGAAAGAUAAUUCACACCAAGGUAGCUGGCCGGGGGAUCGAAUAGACCGAAUAAUUAGUUGAGGGAGGUCGCUCGCAGCAAGCGUAUAGAUGUGUUCGGAAUGAGAGUGUUGAAACUUCCAGGAUUUUGGCUUACGAAGAAGAUCAAAAAGUUAAUGUAUAGUAGUCAUGCUGAAGAGCUAGUAAAGAGUUCUCCGUAAUGUUGUCGAAAAUUGUCAGUUAUGGUUUUUGGGAGAUACUGUAAAGUGGAAAGGCAGCGGCUCAGUGGAGUAUGAUAGGCCCCCAAAUUUUCGGAUGGUCGUACUUAGUUUUGGUUUUAAAAAAUAAGAGAAAAAUUGUUCCUCCAUUUCUGUUUACAGAGAAGAACGUUACUGUCGAAUUUUGUGUACUUAAGGUUAAAACUUACUGAUGUAGAAGUAGUUUCGUAAUUAAAUGGUGAUUUGUUACAUAAAGGGAGAACAAAUGUUUAUGGGCGGAACAAAGCGAUAACGAAAUUUGUCAUCACACAAAAUAUUUUCAUUAUCACUUCUUAUAAUGAGCUUUAAAUCUAAUUGACACUUCGACUAAGUAAAAGUCGAAGACCACCGAGUUUCAAGUCUCUAAGUAUUUGCCAAUAAUUAUAAAAUCUGAUUGUAUACUGAAUGAACUUCGAAAUAACAGAAAAACCACUUGCAAAUGAAUUUCAAUUGCCAGGCUUACUUGAAAAUGCGACAUUCAACCUGCAAAUAGCUAAUUUCUUUGGGGAGCAUCAAUAAGAUUUUACCUGAACAGACUUGCUUUAAAAGUUAUAGAUUUCUACCUGAACGUUAGCUGUUUUUAAGCAAGCUGACACUAAUUAAGUGUAUCGGCCUGUACCGACUGAAAUACUCACUGAGAUUCAUGUAGCUUCCCUGUAAGUUUUCGGCUUGUUAACUCUCAUUUUAUUUGCUCUCUACUAAUUGAACUGUGGUCUCAGAGAAGUAUUACAUUUUAUUAACGCAUCUUGUAGUUUGGAUACAGUCCAAUUACGUUAUCCUCAAAUAUAUACAGAAGGUUUUUGUUAUACGUAAGAUGUCUGCAUGUUUUUCAUUUCCAAACUGAAUAUUGCUGCAUCAGCAAACCGUUUUCUGUAUCAAAAUAAAACAAGACUUUUUGCCAUAAACAGUACAAACACACACGAACGUACAAAGGCCUAGUUUAACAGAGCAAAACUCAUCCUAGUUUCUGGUUGUAGCACUUCAUCCUGAUGUAUUUUUGAAAUCCACUAUCAGAAAUAUCAGCUUCCAACGUUAUCAAAAGCUCGGAUAGGUGAUAAUUAAAGUAACACUUUUCAGAGAUUUUACAGUAGGGAGUCAAAACCAUGUAAAUUUUUAAUGUUGUUUUAACUUUUUUCACAGCAGUGGGCUUCGCCGCAAGCUGAAGAUCAAAUAUUCACCACAAAUUAAAACAUGUUUCGAAACACCUGUGUCACUUGAAAAGAAUGCGUACAUUAUGUUCUUAAGUGAAAUAUCAUUUUGUCAAAAAUUCUUUGAGCUAAAAAGCCACCCAAUUACAGUUUGAAUCGCUUUGCUACGUCUGCUUUUAGUAUUCCGUGUCUUAAAACAGAUUUGAACCAAUGAUAUAUACAUAGCCAGAAUUUGUCUUUUAAACACUUUGCUUUUUCAUUUUCAAGCCUGAAACUAAAUCGCCGUUAACGAACUUUUGUUUUACUGAUGUUGCCAGAUCCUAUAGAUUGUAUAAUCAGCGCAAAAUUUUACAAAGAUGAAAUUAUUUAAAUUUGUUUGCAAGUUUUAAAGUCCUUUAUUGCGUUUAACAGAUAAACUAUAAUUGCUAAUUGAAUGUUACCGCGAUUAAAAAGAGAUCCUUUUUCAUUUAUAAAAGUUUUGCCAUAUUUUUCUCUACCGAAGUUCCUUUGAAGUUAAACGAUCUGUUAUAAUUGGAUUUAACAAGAAACGCAUUGUGUUCAGUGUUCAAACAUUUCCCCAAUUUUUCUAGAUUAUCGGCUUAAAUUUGAUUUAUCGCGUCGAUAUGACAUUCCUAAUUGACAAAAAUUAAUAUUUCACGAUAAUUUCAAGGGCACGUGUAUAGAUCAAAAGAUUUGACAACGCUAUACCCGCUGAUUUUGGCUCGUGUGAUACUUAUUUGUGUAUGAAUGGCCCUUUGUCUCUCGCUCUGUUUUUGGUGUAAGCGGUUGAUUGAAUCACUUUCUUGACACAGAACGCCAACGACAAGCAUUUUUUAAUGCUAAAAAUACGCAUACAACAAACCCACGAAUUUUCGUCAGUUGCAUUGAAUUCAUUUUAUCAAGAAUUUUGGGUGUGUUGUUAUUGUCUAAAUUUUUAUUACUUUACAGGUUUACAAAACAUUCCUUUAUCUUGGCACAAUGAAAACAACACUAAAGAAUGUUGGCCGCAGUCGUUGGAUAGUAUGGCGAAUGAUUUCAAUAUAGCAGAAUCGCAGUUCAACAAACUGCAGCCAACUAUCAAAUUCUUAUUUGUGUUCCCCAAACCUUUCUUUUUGAAACUAUCAAAGUAGUUUUUUAUUUUGAAGGCGAAUAACAGAAUAAAUUUCCUCUGAAACUAUGCGAAUUCUAGGAAUGAUAAUUGAGAAUAUGUCAACGUCAUUGAUAUGAUUGCGUCAUUGUAAAAAAAAAACAAAAAAAAACUGCAAAUUGCAAUUUGAAAAACCGCCUUUAAUUUAUUAUCCUCUUACUUAGGAACGUCAGCUUUUAUAUUUCUUUCUUCUCUUCGAAUAAUUUCUUUCGACAUCUUUUAAUUGCGUCUGUUUUUCAUUGAAAUUUGAUGUAGUCUAAAUUUGCAACUGUAAUUUCUUUAGUUUCUGUAUUGAUCCCAGGUACUACCUGCAAAAGAUAAAAAAAUUCCCUGUUAGGCGCCCUCUAUAUAAGAACCUGCUUGGCCUAAAAUUUGAAACCGGUUCUUCUUUUCUAAAAUCUAUAAAAGAAUUCUGAACACUUGGGCAAGUAAGAUAAGUCAACAUUCAGGAUCCUCUUAGGAGACAUAUAGGUGCCUUCAGUCACUCCAACUGCAAUGUAAAUUGGUACAGAUUUAUAUACGGAAUAAGUUGAAUAGCACUAAAUACUCUUAGUUACAAUGUAUUUUUUUCUUCAGCAAAUAAAAACCUGUUUAAGAACCCAAACAGAAUAAAUUUGUGCGGAUUACCAUUCAUUAUAAGUAAUGACCUUUUUGGGCUAACUUAGGAGAAUGGAGCCUCGCGGUUCUUGCUCGCUGGUUUUUACAGUAUCCCAUGAACAAACGUUGCCGUCCGUUUCCCAGAUCCAGUCUGGAACGGUCAUUGGUUGCCUACUUUUUUUCUUACCUAUGUUUCCCAAUAAUCUCGUGAAACGGAUGUCAUUGAGUAUAAAACGGGGAACGGGGGAAGCGGGAAAAAAGUACGGGCAACGGGGAAAUGAAAAGUGGGAACAAAAGACUUAAUUGGAAAUGAAGUUACUGACACGGCUAGGGUUCAAGCUCUCAUUUUUUAUUUCCCGUUCCCUGUUCCGCUUUAAAGUAACAUCCAGCUCGUGAAAGAGACCAUAGAGUGAUAAUGCCGUAACAGUGUAAUAUCUGGAGUGGAAGGAAAUGGACAAGCAUUGGAAUUGAAGAAAGGCGGGUCGGCGUUUUUAAAAUGUAUUUUUAAAGCAAAGCAUGAGACCUACACAUGAGAUUAGAAUUAGAAAAAAAUUUAUUCAUGGAGUUUUGGAUUGUCUGCAUAUUCCCAAGAGCAUUUGAAACAGUGAUUUUUGCAAAAUUCGGGGGUCAGACAGAGUGUAUUCAAUUAGGUCCUCUUUCUUACGUUAAUACAUCAUGUCAAAUAUAUUCUUGAUACACUUUAAUAACCCUACUUAAAGUACCUACCUUGAUUAUUUUUCAGCUGUUCAACAUGAACGCGGGCCCCGAAGCUCUACUCUUCGAAAGCAGAAGAUGCUCAAGGAAGCUCAAGAUAGAAUGGAGAUUGGUAGCACUGCGCAUGUACCGCACAAUACAAGUGGUUUCAUCAAUACUUUGCUGGCAGCUGAAACAUGUAUGGAUGGAUGCCAGUUACCGCCAAACGACUUUGACCUUGGGCUGGAGUAUAAGCCAAUCAGAUUUCAAUCUGACAUCUCAGUUUCUAUGUAUUAUUCGAAUCCAGAAGCUGUGUGUGAAGCGGCCGCGAAGCUACUGUUUAUGUCAGUAAAAUGGGCCAGGAAUAUUCCUUCAUUUAUGAGUUUGCCUUUCAGAGAUCAGGUGAGACUAGACACCAUCAACGGCUCUGAUAUUAUAGUUUAUUUGACAAAUUUCACCUUUGUCAAGUUCUUGCCCUAUAGAGAUCGGGGCGGGUUGUUCAAAGCUGGGUUAACCCAGGGUUGAACAACCUCAGCCUUCGGCUUCGACAGAUAACACAGACCUCGGUUUUGAUAAUUCAUGAUAUCACGCUCAACCUCAUCCAAUAAUUGUUUAAUAUCGAGAGCCGUUGAAAAAUGUAAAAAAGAAUGUAGUAUUGUUUAAAUUAUUCUGAUACAAGGGUUUCGGCUACUGAAAAUUGAAAUUACUUAAUUUCCUGAUGGAUUCUGUCUUAAUUAUUUUUGUUAUUUACACUUUGCUGAUUGGAUGCUCUUAAAAAAGUAGAGAAAAUUAUCCGAGAAAAUGCUUUUGAACAAAAGAAAAAGAAACCUGGGCCCAGUUGUUCGAAGGGCGAUUAGCGCUUAACCCGGGUCUCUUUCUCUUGUGUUCAAAAGCUUUUUCUCCGAUACUUUCCUCUGUUGUUUUUUGAGCUUUCAAUCAUCAACUUGUAGACAAAAAGAAUUAAAACUGAAAUGAUUUUUAAGCUUUCAAAUCUGAAUUCAAAUCUCGCACUAACCCUGGGUUAUCUUAACUCAGCUUUGAACAACUCGGCCCUGGAUUAAAAAUUUAACCCCUAGUUAGCCCUAACAGACCUUCGAACAACUGGGCCUAUAUAAAAAAAGUCGAGACAAUCCAUGAGUAUCGUUAGCUGAUGCUGAUGUUAAUUUUACGACCAAAACUGUAACCUUAACCUUAGCCAACCUAAUCUGUCAAAUAGCGAAGAAGAAAAACACCUUUUAACUAAAGAAGGUCAAUAAGGUUCAGCGUUUAGCCCCGGAGAGUGGGGUAGUCCCUUUAAAGGCUCAUAGGGAAUGGCUCCGCCCAAAAGGGGUACCUCUUUACUGGUCAUACCGCGCGCGGAGUUGGUUCGUGUGCAUAAGUGCUGAAACUGGUACUUAUUACCUUUUUCAGACUUCAGGUAUAUGAAAGGGUAGGGAUGUCACUAGUUGAAUUAUAUAAAAGGGUAGGGAGAUCUGUCAUUUUGGUCUGUAAAAAGGCCCAGACGGGCCAAAUGAUUCAUUUUAUGCCCGUGAAAGGGUCGAGAAAACGUGCUGGUGCUGCUUUAAAAGGCAGGUAAAGGGUUGAACCUCGGGGCGGAGCCUCCCCGUAUAAAAUUUUCUUGAGUACCCCCCUGGCGUUUAACUAGCAUGAUAUGGUGGCUUUGACAGUACAGCACAGUUAUCGUCUUUCCUUCCGUCCUUAAUUCUUUUUUCUGCUAGAACGAGAUUUAUCAUCUUGUCUUCAUGUAGGUGCAUGACUACAUUGUGAAUACAAUGGCCGUUCACCUUUCUUGAGGUGAAAGCAAAAGGAGCAAAUAACAAAGAGAAUAAUUUUAAAUGACUUAAUCUAUGUGUCAAUAGGUAAUUCUGCUAGAGGAAGGCUGGAGGGAACUAUUUUUGCUUGGUGCCAGCCAGUGGUCCAUGCCACUUGAAAUCGCACCAAUUUUGUCAGCUGCCGGUUUACACGUGGACAGCACGCCACCAGAGAAAAUUGUUGACGUCAUGGCAACGGUGCGCUUGAUUCAAGAAACAGUCAACAAAUUCAAGGCUGCCAAUGUUGAUUCUACCGAAUACGCAUGUCUCAAGGCGAUAGUGCUCUUCAAGCCAAGUAAGUGUAGCGUCAUGUCAUUUCAUCGUUCAUUAUGUAGUGUUAGACACCCACAGGAAGGGGUUUACUCGACCAAUAUUUGGGUAUAGAUGAGCCGCUGAGGGUUUGAAACCGUGAAUCUGUUUAAAACUCACAAAAAAAGUCUAAAAUACCUACCCUGUUUAGGACACCAGACUCAAUUUUAUUACCCUCUUUAGAACAACAGAAAAAAUGCACGUCGUCUUGGUUUAAAGCCAUUAAUUGGCAAUUGCAAUAGAGCAAAUUCGCGUUAUAGUUAGAGUACAAACAAAUUCCCUCAAGCAGAUCAAAUCGAUCGUGCAGGCAAUACCCUGUUUAUAAUUUAAACAGUCUCCUAAAAACAGGCUCGCGCGUAAUUAAAUACCCUGUUUAGGACAGCGAGGACAAAAACCGUACCCUGCACAGCGGCACAUUCCCGUAUAGGCCAUAUAAGAAGGCACACCCCUCGGGGUAUAUACAUGUUUGUUGCUGUCGGUUUUUGUUCUGUACCUCUUUCGAAUCUUUACGCAGGCGACGCAAUAAAGUAGAAAAAAAAUAACAUGGGAAAACGAUCUUAUAUUAUACGGUAUUGGUUUAGGUUUUCUUUGCUCACCCAUGCAAGCCUUCUGUUGCGUCGUAAGUGCAGGUCAGCUUAAAGGCACUCUAAAAACAACAACAACAAAACUAAUGAAUCUGAGAAUGUUUUUGUUUGCAGUAGUGUAUUGUGCUACAAUCAAUUUUCAAUCAAUAUUUUCAUUUGUACAUAUGGAAAAACGAACUUAUAUUAUAUAGUAUUGGUUUAGGGUUUCUUUGCUCACCCAUGCAAGCAUUCUGUUGCGUCGUAAGUGCAGGUCAGCUUAAAGGCACUCUAAAAGCAACAACAAGAGGACUAAUGAAUCUGAGAAUUUUCUUUUCAGUAGUGUAUUGUGUUACAAUCAAUUUACAAUCGAUAUUUUCAUUUGUACAAUUUUAUUAGCUGCUUGCGGGCUCAAGGAUCCAGAGCAAGUGGAAUCCACCCAGGACCAGGCCCAACUCAUGCUAGGGGAGUAUGUUCGAGCCCAGUGCCCUACUCAGCUCGCGCGGUUUGGACGCCUGCUUCUUUUGUUACCAGCCUUACGACGAAUCAGCGCCAAGGAGAUCGAGGAUCUUUUCUUCAAGAAGACAAUCGGAACUGUUCCUAUAGAAAGACUUCUGAGUGACAUGUUUAAGAAUGAGUAA
Molecule: messenger RNA, 10232 nt
Organism: Porites lobata
Lineage: Eukaryota; Metazoa; Cnidaria; Anthozoa; Scleractinia; Poritidae
Source: the annotation of a GenBank genome assembly